UGUUUUCUUGGGUUAUUAUAGGUGUCCUUUUCCAUAACUACUGAAUAAUCUGAAGGUCUUUCCAGAGAUAAACAGUGUUUUCCAAUUCAGGCAGUUCUUUUCAGAAAUGUAUGAGGAACAAACUGAGUUCUGUUCACUUUUAUUAGGCAAACAAUUUACAUUUUCUUAUGAAAAUGAAGUCUGCAAACAAGAUUACUUUAUUAAAUCACCACCUUCUCAGCUGUUCUCCUCUGUGACCUCUUGGAAAAAGCGGUUUUUCAUCCUGUCAAAGGCUGGGGAAAAGAGCUUUAGCCUUUCCUAUUAUAAAGACCAUCAUCACCGAGGUUCCAUUGAAAUUGAUCAAAAUUCCAGUGUAGAAGUUGGCAUAAGUAACCAGGAAAAGAUGCAAUCUGUGCAGAAGAUGUUUAAAUGCCACCCUGAUGAGGUCAUGUCCAUCAGAACCACUAACAGGGAAUACUUCCUCAUUGGCCAUGACAGGGAGAAGAUUAAAGACUGGGUCUCCUUCAUGUCAUCAUUUUGCCAGGAUAUAAAAGCAACACAGCAGAACACAGAGGAGGAACUCUCAUUGGGUAAUAAAAGAACCCUCUUCUACUCCAGCCUUCUCCUUGGCCCUUCCAGCACAUCAGAGGCUGUUGGCUCCAGCUCACCAAGAAAUGGUCUCCAAGACAAGCAUUUAAUGGAACAAAGUUCUCCAGGAUUUAGGCAAACUCACCUACAAGAUUUAUCAGAAGCCACUCAAGAUGUGAAGGAAGAGAAUCAUUAUCUUACUCCUCGAAGUGUUCUUUUAGAGUUGGAUAAUAUCAUUGCUUCCAGUGAUUCUGGUGAAUCCAUUGAAACUGAUGGUCCAGACCAGGUCUCUGGAAGAAUCGAGUGUCAUUAUGAGCCAAUGGAAUCCUAUUUUUUCAAAGAGACAUCCCAUGAGUCUGUGGAUAGCAGCAAAGAGGAACACCAGACCCUUCCAGAGACCCAGGAUGGGGACCUCCACCUGCAAGAACAAGGCUCAGGAAUUGAUUGGUGUCUUUCCCCUGCCGAUGUGGAAGCACAGACCACAAAUGACCAAAAGGGUAAUAUCCCUGAUGAAAGCCAAGUGGAGAAACUGAACGUUUUCCUUUCUCCUCCUGAUGUCAUCAACUAUCUUGCUCUCACAGAAGCCGCAGGACGGAUAUGUGUGUCUCAGUGGGAAGGCCCCCCACGUUUGGGAUGCAUAUUUUUCCACGGAGAUCAUCUUCUGGCAGUGAAUGACCUCAAACCCCAGAGCCUGGAGGAGGUCUCCCUGUUUCUCACCCGGUCCAUCCAGAAGGAGGACUCUUUCAGGAUUCUUUCAUAUCAAGUAGCAUUUGGAGAAGGCACUGGGCUAAGAGACAGAGCACCUGGGUUCAGGACCUCAGAUCGGCAUGAUGUAGCAAAAAGAGCUUGCAUGGAAUCAGACUGGUGCAGGGAUUCCAAAACAGCUCCUUCAACCAAUUUGUGCCUCAGUUUUCUUUUCUGUAAAAUUAUGACUAAUGAUGGUGCUGGUUGUUGGAUAAUUAAAUGAGGUAAUAUGUGUAACGUGCUUACAAAGGUGACUGGCACAUAUUAGGUGCUCAAUAAAGCUACUAGUUACUUUUACUUCUACUA
Messenger RNA from Pan troglodytes (chimpanzee), 1617 nucleotides. RefSeq names its product pleckstrin homology domain containing S1 (gene PLEKHS1). Bases 107 to 1534 code for a protein of 475 amino acids. Lineage: Eukaryota; Metazoa; Chordata; Mammalia; Primates; Hominidae. The transcript has 11 exons. The record is from RefSeq and is a predicted model, not a curated record.